UUUUCCUUUCCCUUUUAAAGAAUGGAGAUCAACCUAGAGACAACUAGCAGACAGCGAUAAUUGAAGAGAUUAAACUAUUGCUAGACCUUCAGCUAAUCGUGAUGACCACACAUGUCCAGCUCAAAUCCUCACAAAUCACAAAUGCUUCAAGAACUUCAACAGUUCAACCCCCUCUGUUUUUUUUGAAUUUUUUUGGGUAGGGACAUCUUACAGCUAGAAAGAGAAUUAUAUAGUUGACAAACAGUGAUUGCAUAUCUCCAAUCUUUGUAACACAAAUCCUAAAUUCUCUGAUUCAACCAGCCAAAUCAUCAUCAUCAUCAUCUUUUCUUCAUACCAUCUUCUCUGCCUUUGUAUGUGUUCAUAUCGUUUCCAAGCUCUGAUCGGUACAAAUUUCCCCAGAUUUCCCAGGCUAUGGAAGAUGAAACCAGAGUUUUUCUCCCUAAAACCAAGCAACCUUCAGACUUCUUCGCUCAAGAAGGUGCCGAAUUGAGGAGAUUCAGAUCGUACCUGCGAUGGGUGUAUGUGGAUCAAUCCAACUUUUGCCGGGCAGCUGUCUCGUGGUCCGUGUUCUUCGUCGUCGCAUUCGUGAUUCCUAUUCUAUCCCACUUUCUUCUUCUGUGCUCCGACUGCGAUUCCGAUCAUACUCGCCCGUAUCACAUACCCGUUCAGAUUUCUCUGUCUGUGUUCGCCACUCUCUCCUUCCUCUGCCUAUCCAGGUGGGAUCGCAAGUACGGUAUGAGGAAGUUUCUGUUUCUGGAUAAAGUAAUCGAUGAGAGUGACAAGACACAAAAAGGAUAUGCAGAGCAGCUUCAGAGAACCAUGAAGCUAAUACUGCUUUGGGGGCUUCCCUGUUUCUUAGCCGAAUGUGCCUACAAGAUAUGGUGGUUCACCUCUGGAGCAUCUGAGUUGCCAUAUUACGGUAACAUAUACGUGAGCAACUUCUUACUGGGCGCUCUUGAACUGUUCUCUUGGGUUUAUCGGACCUCCAUUUUCUUCCUGGUCUGCGUCUUCUUUCGGCUCAUCUGUUACCUGCAAAUACUCAAACUUGAAGAAUUUGCUCAAGUUUUCCAUAAAGAAACUGAAGUGGCGUCUAUCUUGGUGGAGCACCUCAAACAUAGAAGAAACCUCCGCAUCAUUAGCCAUCGUUUCCGAUUUUUCAUUUUGGUUUCUCUGCUCUUGGUCACUGCAAGCCAGCUCAUUUUUCUGCUUAUGACUACAAAAACUGGUUCUGAUGUCGACAUCCUCAGGGCAGGCGAGCUUGCGUUAGUCUCCAUAACCCUGGUGAGUGGGCUAUUCAUACUAUUACGAAGUGCUACCAAGAUCACACAUAAAGCACAAUCUAUCACUGGGCUUGCUGCAAAGUGGCACGUCUGUGCAACCAUAAAUUCAUUUGACCAUGAAGGCGAGACGCCUCGUGCACCGGAACAGAUAGCUUCAUCUCAAGUUAUAGCUGCCAAUGCUCUGUUGGGAUCAGAUGAAGAUGAGGUGGGAGAUGAAGAAGAUGAGUUGGAUAACACCAAAUUGCUCCCAAUUUACGCCCACACCAUAUCUUUCCACAAGAGGCAAGCUUUAGUGACGUAUAUGGAGAACAACAGAGCAGGAAUCACAGUGUAUGGGUUCAUGCUUGACAGAAUGUGGCUCCACUCUAUUUUUGCCAUUCAAUUAGCUCUUUGCCUUUGGCUACUCAACAAGACAAUUGGUGUUUAGAGAACACUUGGAUUAUAUAGAUUACAGAAAGGAAGUACCAUAUGAUCUGGCCAAGUACCUUUUGUUGAUUCUCAGAUCCAUUCGUGCACUUGGAUCAAGUUUCUUGAUCUUUUGCAUCAUGCUGUGUUAUAGGUUAGUACAAAUUUUGUGGUUGGCUAGUGGUCCCUACAUUUUGUCGUGUAAAAAAUUAAUUACUGUGUGAAGGUUCACGAUUGAGUGAAACAGAGAGUUAUUAAUAUAUGGGAUUUAUUCUUUUUUA
Molecule: messenger RNA, 1966 nt
Organism: Prosopis cineraria
Lineage: Eukaryota; Viridiplantae; Streptophyta; Magnoliopsida; Fabales; Fabaceae
Exons: 4
Coding region: 412-1707 (431 amino acids)
Source: RefSeq, a predicted model, not a curated record